GGCUUUGACUCAGCAGGGAGCUAAUUCAGAUCUGUGCCAUCCUCUGACACUAAGUGGCCCCUGGGAUUUUUCUCUUUCACCACAAUGCCAACAAAUGUCUCAUUUCUUUUUAUUUUAUUUUCAGCCACAAAGGUCAUGUAUUCCCUCUGGGCUCAGUUUCAAGCAUGGAGCCCCCAAACCUCUCAAUUCUAGAUGAUGAGUUUAAUUCCAUCUCUGCCCCUGUUAUUAUGAAUCACAUGAGGAUUUUUCUCUUUUUAUUUCCCUCCAGAGAAUUUCCCAACCAUCUUUGAGUCCAAGAACUAGUUGAAUUAUCCAGGGAUCCCUCCUGAGAGGGAGAAUUAUGAUAAAAGUUUCAGCUCUGCUCUUUGGCCGAAUCCUCCAGGGGAGACUUUGGGCAGAGAAAUAGGGAGUUUUGGGACAGGCAGAAUCUGUGCUCUUGAAUGUCCAUCUCUCUCCUUUCCAGAUGAAGCUAAGAGUUUCUCUGUGUUUCAAUCAGGAAAGACGCUGCAGAUUCCAGUUUCUGAGAGUCCUUUGAAUUCUUCUAAUUCUUCUUUAGAAACAGGAAAGGGAUUCAUUGAUUCACCCCAUGAAUUAUGGACCUCCUGCUUCUGCUUCUGAUGCUGCUGUUGUCCCAUCCAGUCUCUGGGAAGCUGAGAAUGAAAUGCCCGCUGAGUUCAGAGAACCAGAAUGGAAAACAACCACAGAGCUAUUACAGCCCAGGAGACCAUCUCAUUGCUAUAGUCUUCAGUGGAGAGGAAAGAUCGCAUAUAAAGUUGCUUUUCAAUGUGGCUCCUUCUGUUCAGUUUCUUUCCCGUAAUAUGUAAGUCAUUCAGGAUGAUGGAGUUGCACUCCCUCCAUUCUAACACUCUCCUUCUUUUCUGCUUUUUUUUUCAUUUAUGCCUAUAUUGAGAGAAUAUGUCUAAUUUCAUAAAUGCUUUUGAUUUCCAUGGCUUCUCUCUUUUCUCUGAUUUUGUGAAAGAGACUCGCAUCCAAAAAUGGGUCUGAAAAUGAACAGACUGCAGAUUAUUUUCCUCUCUCAGUUCAAUCCUUAAUUUAUUAUUUGAAUAAUGAAUUUUAUUUAAAAUAGUUGUUAAACCAGUUGUAGCUCUUGUACCUCAGCCAAUUUCCAUAUUUGUGUAAUUGAUCAUUGGUUUUGUAUCAAUGUUGGCUUAAGGCUAUUCUGAUAUAUUAAAAACAGUAUUUGCUGUUGCUUUUGAUUAUAAUAUUUUUUUUACAAUAGGAAUUUUUAUAAAUUUAGAAAUGGCUUACUAUUCAUUUUCAACAUUCAAAUGGUCAACAAGAAUUCCCAGCUCCUGCACAAUCUCACACUUGGUUACAACAUCCAUGACAACUAUUGGAGCACUUUCCGCACUUUAGAUGCCUUGCUGGACAUUCUCUCCACUGGAGAAGCCAAUGUCCCCAACUAUGGCUGUGGAAGGAAGGAGAACCUUCUGGCUCUUCUUGAUGGAACUAGAAAGGAUAUCUCCAUUCAGAUGGCAACAUUAGGAGGCACCUACAAAGCUCCACAGAUCAAUCUUGAAACUGCUUCAGAGGCUCUGAGUGACAAAAGUAAAUUCCCCUUUUUCUAUCGGAUGAUCCCCAAAGAAGGGAUCCAGUACCCAGCCAUUGUCCAGCUCCUCCUCCAUUUCAGAUGGACCCUGAUUGGCCUCUUUGCUUCAGACACUGAGAAGGGAGAGAAUUUUAUGAGGACUUUCCCUCCUAUGCUUGUCAGGAAUGGAAUUUGUGUGGUUAUAUCGCAACUGUUCUCAACAACUGAACAUGCAGAAGCUCCCAGGGAGGCCCUCUCUGAGUGGAGACAAGUCAACAUCUUUGUUCACUUCAUGGAAUAUGAGACCAUUUGGGACAGAAUUCUUCCUUUCCAUGAAAUUCUUCUCCGUUUGCCAGGAACUGUUGAAGGGAAAGUCUGGAUCCUCACACAUUUUUUAGGGCACACACUAAACAAGCGCAGACUUCUCAAAUACGUCCAUAGUAUUUGGAACUUUGCUUAUCUGACAAAAAGCCGCAGAAGAUGCACCCAGAAAGCCCCACUGGAGACCCAGGAGAAAAGGAACAGGAAAAGGAUCCCAAAUGACUAUCAAUAUUACAGUCUCAUUCAGACUCUGGCCCAUGCCAUGAAUGCCGCCUAUUCCUCCAGAUUGAGGAGGAGAAGGAAGGAGGGAGAAAAGAGGUUGGGGUCUCCAAGGCUUCAGCCAUGGCAGUUUCAUCCCUUUCUGAAGAAGAACGAGUUUUGCAAUAUUUCUCAGAGAGAAAUGUACUUGGAUCAAAAUGGAGAGAUAACGGCAGAUAUGGCCAUUUGGGGCUUCUUGGUUCUCCCCAAGGAGGAUGCCAGGAAACGGAUUCUGGCGAAUUUUAAAAGACAGAGAUUUACUAUCAAACAAGAUGCUCUUUCAUGGCUAAAGUUGCUCAAUAAGUCCCUGCCUCAGUCCAAAUGUGUGGAAAAUUGUCACCCUGAGGCUUCCGGGCCUGAGACUUGUGACUCUAUUGGCUUACUGACCAAGUUCAUCAAUGACUGGGAUUCGCUUAAUGACCACAACUGUGAUGCAGGAUUGACAUUGUUGAGUGUGCGCUGUGGGUACAAGCAGCUCCAAGGGAGCAAAGGCAGAAGCUUCUACAGGGACCCCACAGCUGUGGGGCACCUCUAUGACGAAGAGUCUGUGACCAAGGGAGAUUGCAAAGGAUGA
Molecule: messenger RNA, 2702 nt
Organism: Ahaetulla prasina
Lineage: Eukaryota; Metazoa; Chordata; Lepidosauria; Squamata; Colubridae
Product: vomeronasal type-2 receptor 26-like
Exons: 8
Coding region: 1290-2702 (470 amino acids)
Biological process (GO): G protein-coupled receptor signaling pathway
Cellular component (GO): membrane
Molecular function (GO): G protein-coupled receptor activity
Source: RefSeq, a predicted model, not a curated record